Molecule: messenger RNA, 2094 nt
Organism: Adineta ricciae
Lineage: Eukaryota; Metazoa; Rotifera; Eurotatoria; Adinetida; Adinetidae
Source: the annotation of a GenBank genome assembly
AUGAUUCCAUUGAUUUUUAUUCUCAUUCUAAUCAGUACCAUACUCUUAUUUCUUGCUCUGUUGAUUCAUUCACGAGAAUAUUUCAAGCCACCUUCAUCUAUUUACGGCAAACAUAGAAUCAAAUAUACUAUUCCUCCAUCAGUGAACAUUGUUACACGAAGAUUAUCAUCGUACCGAUCGAGUUUAUCCAAUGAAUCUGAGUCCGAUUCGACAAAAAUCAAUCAAACACGUUCACAUAGUUUAGCAAACAAUCUCUUUGUGACAAGAUGUACCAAUCGACGGCGAAGUUCAAUUAUUGACUCGAAACAGAUGGCCCAAAUUCAGUUUUCACUUCCACUCACGGCAGACAAACUUCGCCGACGAUCAAUUGCUAUCUGUCACAAUCUACUUGACGGAAAACAUAGUACACUCGAUUCGCUCAUAAAAACAAUUGCAUCAUCGAAACAAUAUUCUCCAUGUUUAAUGUCAUUUUCAAUAACAUAUUGUAAAUCGUCGCAGUUAAAAUUACAAUUUCAUUCGUUAACAUCUCUACCUUUAAAUAUUCAACAAUUAACAAUCAAGGUGAAGUUAAGUCCUGACGGUAAAGUUAAAGAUUUAACAAUGAAGAAUGUGCUCCCGGAUGAGAAUGUCUUUGCACGUGACUCGAACGAACACUCCGUUCUAUUUUCUCAUGUUUCACCGAAUAAGAUUCACGAGAAAACUUUAGUUAUGAAAUUUUACGGCAAAGAUCAAGCGAAGAAACAUGUUCAUCUCGGGCAAAUUGGAAAGAUUCAUUUCACUGGAGUUGGUAAUAUUGAAAAUGAAAAUGAAAUGAGUUUUACGCAUGAAAUUGAACAUAUUAAAAUGUCAUCGAUUGAAGUUCUCGUUUCUCUUGAGCAAACCAAUGAUCAUAAUUUAAUUGUUGAUAUUCAACGUAUCAAAGGUUUAAAAGUCGAUCAAAAAAAUCUCGCGGCAACGUGUUUCUUUCGAAUUAUUCUUCUCGAUCGUCAUCGUCCAUUGUCAACUCAUGAGACGAAAUAUCACCGAUUGAAUUCAUCAUCGUUUGUCUUUCAUGAUCCAUUGAAUUUGAAUAUUUUAGCAUUUAACUCUACUCAUCUCGAUCGAUUAAUGCUGAUGAUCGAUCUCUAUUCGAAUGCGAAUCAAACCGAUGAACACAGAUGCAUCGGACGUAUCAAAUUUGGCUCUUCAUUCCUUUGUUCCGGCAGUGGAACGAUUCACUGGCAACAAUUUCGAGAACGACAGGCAUUUUCUAUGUGGCAUACUUUAAUCAAGCAAGGCUUAGUUCAUAAUCAAGUUUAUAUACUCAUUCUGGUAAAUAUUUUGAAAGCUAUUCGAGAGGAGGAUCAAAGCCUUCACUGGUACUUCAAACAUCACCUGAAAAUGAGUUCGUCGUCCGAAACUUUACCAUCAGGUUUUGUCUACGUGCACACUGUGAUACCAGAUAUUCAAGUUAGCUUACGUUAUGCUACUGAAGAAAAUUUUGUAGGGAAGAUUGUCGAUGGUUACUAUUCGGAGACAGUGUCAAUUAUGACAGAAGCAGCAGCUUUGGCUCUGAAACGUGCACAAGAAUUAGCUAAAGACAAAGGCUAUGAAUUGGUUAUUUAUGAUAGUUAUCGACCACAGAAAAGUGUCAAUCAUUUUGUUAGAUGGAGUGAAGAUGCUAACGAUCCUCAAACGAAGAAAACGCAUUAUUAUCCUCGAGUUGACAAAGUAAAUUCGUUUAAAUUGGGAUAUAUUGCAAAAAAAUCGGGUCAUACACGAGGAAGUACUAUUGAUUUAACGAUCAUUCCUAUCGGAGAACGUGUUAAACGUCCUUUGACAUCAAUCGAAAGAACGCUGAAGGAUAAUUCAACAAUUUUGUUCCUUGAUGAUGGUACAGUCGAUAUGGGUUCAUCGUUCGAUUUGUUCGACGAAGCAUCUCAUACAAAUAGUUCACUUGUCAAUGAAACUCAACAGCAAAUGCGGCAAAUGUUUAAAAAUAUUAUGGAACAAGCUGGCUUUGUCAAUUAUUCAAAAGAAUGGUGGCAUUACACACUCAAAAACGAACCAUUUCCCAGUACAUACUUUGAUUUUGAUGUUAAAUCGACAUAUUGA